AUGGAUGAAAUACCAGAUUCUACAAUGGUUGUAUUAAAUACUACAACCACAACUACAACCACAACUACCACAACUACAAUAGGCAAUAAUAACAAUAAUAAUAGUCAAAGCUCACAAUCAUCCUCAACAGAAACAUCACCAAGCAGAACUAAAAAGCAUCCAGCCAUUUCCAAUGAUGAUCAAUUAAUAUCACAAAAAGAAAAAUUAAAAUCACCAUUUGAUAAUCAAAAAUUAUUAGAACAAUUAUUACAACAAGCUCGAGCAGAAAACACUAAUAAUAUUUUAAAGCAAAAAAGUGGUAAAAAUAAAAAUAAAAAAAAGAAUAAAAAUAUAAACUAUGAUGUUGAUUUUUAUGAUGAGGAUGAAGAGGACCAAGAGGAAGAGGAGGAAUAUGAAGGAGAAGAAAAAGAUGAAAGCUUUAAUAUUUACAGUGACGGUGGCUCAUUUAAAUAUAUAAUAAACGAUUUUAUAGACAAUAAUAAUUCCCAAAACCAAAAAAAAACUCUUAGCAACUAUAUAAAGGAAUCAUCAAAAUUAGCAGAAUCAGACGAUGCUAAUAAUAGUAACAAUAAUAUAAACAAUAAUAAAUUAGAGUUUUAUGAAGAUGAUUAUAAUAAUGAAGAUUUUAAUAUAAACUAUGAUCACCUAUUUUCCUCAUUAUCAUCAAAUGGAGCAAAACUAUCCCAACAUGCAAAUGACAGCGAUAAUGAUAAGAAUCGACAAGAAGACGACAAAGAAGAUAUAGUAUUUGACGAAGAAGAUAUAGUAUUUGUAGAAGAAGAUGAAAUUGAAGAAGAAGAUGAAAUUGGUGGAAGAAUUGCAGAAAUUAACCAAACUUUACAAUUUGUUUCAGAUAUUAUCGAAUCUCUUCAAAAUGCAUUCGAAGAGGGAGAUAUAUGGAGAAGUGACCAAGAAAAUGAAUCUUUUUUAACAGAUAACUACUCAAAUUUUGUUUCAUCAAAGGAUGAAUUGUUAGAACUAAUUAAAACUUAUGGAAACCAACCACAAUUAAUAAAACUCUUAUCAGAAACAGCUUCAAUCGAAACUAGAUUCGAGUCAUUGAAAAAACAAUUAGAAUACUAUAAAUCCAAAAAUGAACUCUUUAAUGAAAAUAGACUUCAACAGUUGCAACAAGAAUAUAAUAUUGGUAGCAGCUCAAGUUCAAUUAAUAGAAAGCAAUCAAAAACAAUCAAUCAAAAAUUUAAAAAAAUUUAUAAUAUUUUUAAAAACAAAUUAGAUAACAAUAAUGUAAAUAAUAACCAAAACAAUAAUAAUGUAAAUAAUAUUCAAGAGCAACAAGAAGUAAAAGAAGAAAAUGACGAAGAAGAUGAAAAGAAAUAUCAACAAAAAUUUGAAAUACUACCAGUAGAUAGCUCAAUGACAACAGAAUGCGCAAUUUGUUUUUUAGAUGAAAUCGAAGAAGAGAAAUUAUUUUUAAUAUCUCAAUGUGGUCAUAUUUAUUGUACUGAAUGUCUCUCUGAAUAUUUAAAAACUAAUAUUCUUUCAAGAAAAAUCUUUAUACCAUGCCCAUUCCCAAAAUGCACUUCAUGGUUCCAAUAUGGUCAAAUCAAAUAUCUUGUUGAUGAUCACACCUUUAACAAAUAUGAAGAAUUUACGUUUAGUAUAUUUUUAAUGAAAACACCCAACUAUAAAUGGUGCCCAAAUAAAAACUGUGAAAAUGCUGUUUAUGGCGAAGUAGAUAAUCCAAGAACCAGAUGCUCAAAUAAGGAAUGUAAUUUUGAUUUUUGCUUUAACUGCGAAGCCGAAUGGCACCAUAAUUCUACAUGUGAACAAUAUCAAAUUUGGAGAUUAGAAAACACGAUGGUAGAUACAACUUAUGGAAAGUGGACAAAAACUAAUGAUACCAAAAAGUGUCCGAAAUGUAAAUCUGUUAUUGAAAAAAAUGCUGGAUGUAAUCAUAUUACAUGUCACUGUGGAUACAAUUUUUGUUGGCUAUGUGGUGGGAAAUAUUCAAAUAAUCACUUUAACAAUUUAAAUGUAUUUGGUUGUCCAGGUAUGGCGUCAAAGAAACUUAGCAGCACAAGACGUAUUUCUCAAAAAGGUUUAAUUGGUGUAGCUGUCGUACUAGGUGGUGUCGUUGUUGUUGGUGUUGGUAUUCCUACUAUUAUAGUUGGUCUCCCAAUAUAUGGAGGGUAUAUCGCUCAGAAACAUAUUCGUAGAAAAUUAAAAAAAUAA
Molecule: messenger RNA, 2196 nt
Organism: Dictyostelium purpureum
Lineage: Eukaryota; Evosea; Eumycetozoa; Dictyosteliales; Dictyosteliaceae
Exons: 4
Coding region: 1-2196 (731 amino acids)
Biological process (GO): positive regulation of proteasomal ubiquitin-dependent protein catabolic process; protein polyubiquitination; ubiquitin-dependent protein catabolic process
Cellular component (GO): ubiquitin ligase complex; cytoplasm
Molecular function (GO): ubiquitin conjugating enzyme binding; zinc ion binding; ubiquitin protein ligase activity
Source: RefSeq, a predicted model, not a curated record